Messenger RNA from Penicillium cataractarum, 963 nucleotides. RefSeq names its product NRDE family protein. Gene Ontology annotation, biological process: Golgi organization; protein secretion. Lineage: Eukaryota; Fungi; Ascomycota; Eurotiomycetes; Eurotiales; Aspergillaceae. The coding region runs from base 1 to 963 and encodes 320 amino acids. Gene Ontology annotation, cellular component: Golgi apparatus. The transcript has 2 exons. The record is from RefSeq and is a predicted model, not a curated record.
AUGUGUAUCGCGCUGAUCUCAACCGCCCACCCUGCCUAUUCGUUGAUCAUCAUUGACAAUAGAGAUGAAUUCCUUCGACGACCGACCUCGUCGCCGGACUGGUGGCCGGAGCCUGCAUCGCAUGUCCUCGGCUCACGCGACUUGGCGCGAGCCACGCAUGGCACCUGGAUGGGAGUCACCAAGCAUGGCAAAGUAGCCGUACUCACCAACUAUCGUGAAGAUAAAAGCGCCCAAGCAGUCGGGGUCCACAGCCGAGGCCGGAUUGUCAACAGCUGGCUCACCAGUUCUCCGAGCGAGGGUCAGACCACCCACGACUUUGUGCAGGAGAUGGUCGCCAGCCCCGAAGCCAAGCAAGUCGGAGGGUUUAGUCUAGUGUGUGGCCACGUCAACGAACCCCUGGCCAUUGUCUCCAACCGUUCGUCCGACAUGGACCAUAUCACCUGGGUAGCCGCCGAGAAGAACCAAACCCGUGGGCUGAGCAACACCAGUGUCGAUGACCGAACGUGGCCGAAGAUUCUGGAUGGAGAGAAUCUCAUGCAACGUGCUAUUGAGGACCAUGUACAAGCCCAAGAAGAUGAAGAUACCCUCCUGCAGCGACUCCUUGGGGUACUCAGCACCGACACCUUGCCGCGACUACCCGAAGGAACCAGCGUCGAGACUUAUAUCCAACAGCUACGGAAAAGUAUCUUCGUACCAAUCAUUGGGGCCGAGGACGAUGUCAAUAAAGUGGCCGAAGGUACCGCAGCCACCCGCGUGGAGGACGAAAUGAAGCAGCCUCAGGUCAACGGGCCCCUGGACCAAAACUAUUCCUCCGGGCCGUAUGGGACUCAGAAGCAAACUAUACUUUUGGCUCGGCCCGAUGGUCGAGUUCGGUAUUUUGAACGGACCCUUUAUGAUAAUAACGCCAAGGCCGUGCCCAUCGGACAAGGCGAUCGGUCUUUUGAGUUCCACGUUGAACAAUAG